Messenger RNA from Hydra vulgaris (swiftwater hydra), 375 nucleotides. Lineage: Eukaryota; Metazoa; Cnidaria; Hydrozoa; Anthoathecata; Hydridae. The record is from RefSeq and is a predicted model, not a curated record.
UAAUUAUAUAAACCAAUUCAAUAUUUUAAUGAUGGCAUCAAAUCGUUCUGAUAGGAGAAGAGCAAGUUAUGAAUUGUCAACUUUUUUUUCUUCAAUACGUGACCAAAAUUGCAGUAUUGAAGUAAACGGCAAAACUCUUAAGCCACAAGUUGACAGAGCUAACCUAUACCCAGUUGAUUUCUCUAUAUCUGACGUUUGUUUUGAAAGCAAUGAAAAUAAUUUAAAUUAUUCAGAUAGUGAUUUGUAUUUAAAUGAAGAAGAUUGCAUGCUCUCAGAGUCAGAAGAUUUGUACAGUAUUUGCAUAGCGACUCAAGUGACAACAAGGAUUCAGAGUCCAAAGAAGAUUCCAAAGAAAAAAUUUUAACUAUUGCUGAU